Messenger RNA from Motacilla alba alba, 2836 nucleotides. RefSeq names its product visual system homeobox 2 (gene VSX2). Gene Ontology annotation, molecular function: sequence-specific double-stranded DNA binding; DNA-binding transcription factor activity, RNA polymerase II-specific. The transcript is spliced from 5 exons. The record is from RefSeq and is a predicted model, not a curated record. NCBI's taxonomy places the organism in Eukaryota, Metazoa, Chordata, Aves, Passeriformes, Motacillidae. Gene Ontology annotation, cellular component: nucleus. Gene Ontology annotation, biological process: regulation of transcription by RNA polymerase II. Bases 242 to 1465 code for a protein of 407 amino acids.
CUCCUUUGCGCAGGGGCGGGCGGCAGCCCCAGUCCGCUGGCGGGCACCGGCCCCAGCCCGCCGAGUAGCGGCCCCGCCGCCGCCGGUGCCGGCUUUUUGGCAUCCCUAAUCGCUGCUGGCCCCUGUGAUUGGCUGCGCGGCUCUGACCCCGCUCGGGCUCCCGGCUGGGCGGAUAAAAGGGGCCUGAGCCGGGGGCUCCCAGGCACUCCCGGAGCGGGCACCAGGGACCGCUGGCCGCAGCAUGACGGGCAAAGCGGGCGCGGCGCUGGCCCCCAGCCUGCCCGGCAAGCCCAAGCCCGACGGCGCGGCCGCCGCCCCCGCCGCCCCGCCGCUGCCUCCGCCGCCCCCCGCGGCUGGGGUCAAGUCCAACUCUGGGCCCACCCCUCCCCGCUGCACCGGCUUCGGCAUCCAGGAGAUCCUGGGCUUGAACAAGGAGCCGCCGUCGCACCCUCGGGCCGCGCUGGACUCUCUGCCCGCCGGGCACCUGCUGGCGGCCCGCUCCGUACUCAGUCCCGCCGGGGUGGGCGGCGUGGGCAUGGGGCUGCUGGGGGCCAGCGGCAUCCCCGGCUUUUACACCCAGCCCACCUUCCUAGAGGUGCUCUCCGACCCCCAGAGCGUCCACCUGCAGCCCCUGGCCCGGGCCCCCGGGCAGCUGGACAGCAGCCAGACGGCCAGCUCAGAUUCCGAGGAUGUCUCCUCCAGCGACCGAAAAAUGUCCAAAUCCUCCCUAAAUCAGAGCAAGAAACGAAAGAAGAGGCGGCACAGGACAAUCUUCACAUCCUAUCAACUGGAGGAGCUGGAAAAGGCCUUCAAUGAGGCCCACUAUCCUGACGUAUAUGCUAGAGAGAUGUUGGCCAUGAAAACAGAGCUGCCAGAAGACAGGAUACAGGUUUGGUUCCAGAACCGCCGGGCCAAAUGGCGGAAGAGGGAGAAGUGCUGGGGCAGGAGCAGUGUGAUGGCUGAGUACGGGCUCUACGGUGCCAUGGUGCGUCACUCCAUCCCGCUGCCUGAAUCCAUCCUCAAGUCCGCCAAGGAUGGCAUCAUGGAGUCCUGUGCCCCUUGGCUCCUGGUUCAAGAUGGCUUUCCCAUGCCCAGGCGCUUUUCUAAACCCGAAUACCAACAAUUCUUUUUAGGGAUGCACAAAAAGUCUCUGGAGGCAGCGGCUGAGGCGGGGAGGAAGACAGAGGUGGAGCGCCAGGCCCUGCCCAAGCUUGACAAAGGUGACAAGGAAGAAAGGGGUCCUGAUCCCAAAACCACCAUUUCCCAGGAGGAACUGAGAGAAAACAGCAUUGCUGCCCUCAGGGCCAAAGCUCAGGAGCACAGCACCAAAGUCCUGGGGACCAUUGCCGGGGACACCCCAGCCCCAGGCAGGAAGCCGGAGACAGGGGAGGAGGCGGCAGUGGCAGAGGAUGAGAGACAGACGGAGAAGUUGAACUCAUCGCAGAAGGAGGAGAAGUUGAUUUAGGGGGAACAGAAGUGGCAGAAGCCAGCCCCGACAGACACUGUGUCCUCUGGGGGCCAUGUUCCCCCGUUGGACUGCCAGGUGUCCCUGGCCACCCCUGCCAGGGAGAGGGGCCCUGGUCUCUGUGUUUGGGGCUGCCUGGCAGGGGUGCCCACUGUCUGCUCCCCUUGAGCAUACCCCUGCCCCUUGCUCCUCCACCCCACCAGGCCUUCCUCACCCCCCACCCUUUCCUUUUGGGGGACCGGGAAGUGUCACAUCGUCGCUGCCACCAAUGAAACUAAGGCUCUGGUCCCUUCAGCCUCACGACUGGCUCUGGGGCUUUCUCCUCCUGCUGCAGCCCCAAACCCCAUUUGCUGUCCUGAAGCAAGCCUAUGCCCUGCUGCCAUGCAUCUCCUUGGUGCACAACUCUGCCCAGUGCUCCCCAGGCCCCUUCCUUUUGUGCCCUGUCCCACGGUGCCCCAGGCAGACCCGCCACCUUCUGCUGGCCAUCGCCUCUGCCUGUGGCCCAGGCUGCAGCAGGACAAGCCAUGGCAGUGCUUGCAUGAAACGAUGACCAUCCAUCUAGGAUGGUUGGCAUCUUCCACCCAUCGCCCCCUGCUCAGCACUAAGGUCUGCGGGGAAGGGACUGCAGCUUAAGAGCGGUUAUGUUUUGCCUCUCUUUGGCAGGGAGAGGUAAGUUUAGCCCACGGGCACGACACCCUGGUCCCACCUGGCACCCUGAGCUGACUCCAGCCCAUUUCACUGGCUCCUGCAGGGCUGGGUCUGCUCUGCCCUAAACACCAAAACUCUACACCCCUGCAGAGGGGAUGAAUGGUGAAUUUAUUUAUUGAAUACAUUAUUCCAGGUGAGACAACAUCCACCUAAUGUAUUUAUUGAAUUAAAUUCGUCCAGCGCACCCUCUGAGUGUUAAAGGGAACGACAGCCAUGCACAUCCACCCCAAUACACCCUGUAACGUGUACAUACAUCCCAUAGGAGCAUAUGCAGACCCACACAGCCAAACUCACUCCAUGGUACCAUCACCUUCCCAUCCCAGUAAAGCACUAUUCCCCCUCCGAAAGCCGUAGGACAGUGACUUCCAGGUGACCCUUUCUGUCCUGCUUUCAGCUGUGAGCACCCUUUCCCCAGAGCUACUGUUUUUCUUCCAUCAAAGGUUAAGCCCAGUCAUCCAACCCGUUUGUCUUUGUCCCCCGAUCGUUUGAUGUGUUAGAUGAUAGCCCAUGGAGUGUAAAUAAUGUAUAUACAGUGAGAAAAUAAUUCAGUAUUGAGGUGUUUGAGAUAUGGAGCUGUAACAACUUCUAGUCAUCCAGCAUCUGUGAUUUAUGUGCCAUUUUCUGUAAAGAUAUGAAGGAGAAUAAAACUAAACAGGAAUACUG